AUGGCAAAUCUCGCAGUUGGUAACGCAGCUUCAAACACCAUAUCGAAUGUGCCUUCACUGCCACUGGUAACAAUAACAGAUAAUAGCGAUAAUAAGUUAAUCGCCAAUGAUAAUCUAUCAAAAUCCGAAAAGAAUCCUUCUUUAUCUUUAUCAUCAUCAUCUCCCGGCUUGCUUACACCACUGAAUGAGUAUCGACUGCACGCAUCAAUAUCUAGCAGUGGUAAUAUAAAACAAGCAUCUCGACAAUUUAGCAUCCUUCAUACUGGACGAGGUUUAUUAGGCACUGAUUCAUUAACAUACCUAAAAUUUCAUCGAUUACGCCGGAUAGCCUAUCUUUGUUGUAUUCUAUCAUUUAUAUUUGACAUUAUACUCGGUGUCACAGCAUUUGUUAACUGUAUACGUUCAAAAUCGUUUGUGGGUUUUUCAUAUUCGGUUGAUACUCUAAUGGAUUCAUUAUGUAUAGCAUUUGUUUCGUGGCAUUUGUCUGCGACAUCAUUAAAUGACAUGCAUCGUCGUGAUCGAUUGGCUUGCUGCGUUAUUGGAGCUUUAUUUAUCGGAUCGUUUUUAGCUAUUGAAUCAAGAGCCAUACAAAAUAUGAUAUUAGCACAAAAUGUACGACCAGAUGUGAUUGUAUUUAUUUAUUCUACGACGCAUAUUAUUGUAUUUACUGUCUUAUCGAUUAUCAAAAUAAUUAUCAGUAAACAAAUAAAAUCAUCGGCAUUGAUGGCUGAUGCACUCAACUCUAUUAUCGGUAUCAUAAUGGUUUUUCCAUUACUAUUGUGGGAUCGUGUUACAUUUUUAAAUAAAUUUGCUCACUUAGAUGAUCUUGUACAAGUGUUAAUGGCAUUAUUUUUAUUCAUAACUGGGUGGAAGCUUAUAUUAGAUUCAAUAACACAAAUGAACUCCGAGUAUUCACGAUGCUUAAGAGAAGAAAAAUUACGUAGAAUGUUACGUGAAAAUGAUGACGAUUAUGAAACAGAUUUCGAAAUAUUAAACAUGAAUCAACCAAAUUCAAUAGCACCUAUGAGUCAACAUCGAUUUUCUAUUAUAUCAACAAAUAUCAAAAAAUAA
Molecule: messenger RNA, 1071 nt
Organism: Didymodactylos carnosus
Lineage: Eukaryota; Metazoa; Rotifera; Eurotatoria; Philodinida; Philodinidae
Source: the annotation of a GenBank genome assembly